GUAACAUUCAAUCCCGGUUUAACUAAAAGCACUGAACCGCUUCUUAGCAAAGAUUGGAAAAAUUCGAAGAUGUUGUUGCCAUUCCACGGAUUUGAUAAAGAUACUUAUCCAGAGGAAUACAAGCAAGCGAUCGAUCUUUUGAAAGACGCCUACUUCGAUGACACAACCAAUGCUGAUGCAAUUAAACGUGGAAAUAUUGCUUUACUCUCUGAAUCGAACUUUGGGUAUGGUACUCUCAAAGCUGCUCGGUAUCAAGUGAUAGCAAACAACAAAGGAACACCAAAAAAUACGUUUCUACUGAGAUUUUCUGUAAACGCUGACAUCAGCAACCUGUCUCACUUGGAUAAAGAUGGAGCAGCUCAUGGGGAGGAACUUUGUUUUAUUUUCCGUUGCGGUUUUUUCGACAGUUACAAAUUAUACGAAAACGCAUUACAAAUCAGAGACGAUUCCAAUGUGAACUAUAGGACAAUUAGGCGUAUGGUCGAUAUAAUCACUAAUUUUGCUCGAACUGGCAAUCCAUCGGUUGAAGGAGAUACUCCGUUCAUGUCAUCGACAUCACCGGACAAAAUUUUCAGCCAAGACAUCACAAAUGAUCCAAACAGCAGCUUAAUGACCGAUUUAAUGCAACAAACUCAUUUCAAUACAUGGGAGCAGAUUGAUGACACCCAUCAAAAACUAAAAUCUAGGGACACUCAAGGAUACUGUGAUGCUUCCACUUGUGAUGACCACAAAAAUUAAGACAAUGAAAACACUUCCAAAUAGCGGCGUAGCCAGAGAUGAAUUUCAGGGUUUUUUUUUGAGUUACUUGAUUUUCAAGGGGGAG
Sitodiplosis mosellana (orange wheat blossom midge) is the source of this 823-nucleotide messenger RNA. RefSeq lists its product as uncharacterized. Lineage: Eukaryota; Metazoa; Arthropoda; Insecta; Diptera; Cecidomyiidae. The record is from RefSeq and is a predicted model, not a curated record. The transcript has 5 exons. Bases 70 to 738 code for a protein of 222 amino acids.